This is a messenger RNA of Symbiodinium necroappetens, 387 nucleotides long. NCBI's taxonomy places the organism in Eukaryota, Dinophyceae, Suessiales, Symbiodiniaceae. The record is from the annotation of a GenBank genome assembly.
AUGGGGGAGCAGCAUCAAGUCCAUGUCUGGGAGAACACCUACAUCAUGGCCCCCAAGGAUGACGAGAAGAUGCUGCCGUCGAAAGUCACGGCAGUCAUCAAGAACGUCAUGGAAAGCUACCUGCAGGACAAGGAGUAUGCCGUAGAGGAUGCCAAAGCCUGGACAUUGGAUUUGAGCAACGAGAUCAAGGCCUCAGUCAAGCAAGAUCUGAACAUCCCCCGCUACAAGAUCAUCGUGCAGGUAGUCAUCGGCGAACAAGCCUCGCAGGGUAUUCGCGUGGCUUCGAAGUGCCUGUGGGAUGUGAACUCGGACAACUGGGCGUCAUAUACCUUUGAGAACCAGUCGCUCUUCGCCGUCGGCAUGGUCUUCGGGUGCUACUACGAGUAG